This is a messenger RNA of Gymnogyps californianus (California condor), 2240 nucleotides long. RefSeq names its product chitobiase (gene CTBS). Gene Ontology annotation, biological process: chitin catabolic process; carbohydrate metabolic process. Gene Ontology annotation, molecular function: chitinase activity; chitin binding. The coding region runs from base 1 to 1098 and encodes 365 amino acids. Gene Ontology annotation, cellular component: extracellular region. NCBI's taxonomy places the organism in Eukaryota, Metazoa, Chordata, Aves, Accipitriformes, Cathartidae. The transcript has 7 exons. The record is from RefSeq and is a predicted model, not a curated record.
AUGGGGCGGCCGUGGGGCUGGUGGCUGCUGCCGCUCGGCCUCCUGCAGCUGCUGGGCGGCCCCGCCGCCGGUGCGUGCCCCUGCCAGGACCCGCGGCUCUGCCACCCCGUCACGGGCACCGGCGGCUUCGAGGUCUUUGUGUUCGAUGUGGGAAAGGAAAGCUGGAAAUCCUACGACUGGUCAAAAAUUACAACUGUGGCAGCUUUCGGAAAGUACGAUCCUGAGCUCAUGUGCUAUGCUCACUCUAAAGGCUCCAGGAUAGUACUGAAAGGUGAUGUAUCUCUUAAGGAAAUUGUUGAUCCUGCUAAAAGAGCAGCGUGGAUAUCCCAACAGGUGGACCUUGCGAAAAAACAGCAUAUGGAUGGAAUUAACAUAGAUAUAGAGCAAGAAGUUAACGAAACCUCCCCUGAGUAUUAUGCACUAACAGAGCUUGUUAAAGAAACUACAGAUGCUUUUCACAGAGAAAUACCAGGAUCACAGGUAACAUUUGAUGUGGCUUGGUCUCCAGCAUGCAUAGAUAAAAGGUGCUACAACUACACUGGGAUUGCAGAUGCCUGUGACUUCUUAUUUGUGAUGUCAUAUGAUGAACAGAGCCAGAUCUGGACAGACUGUAUUGCAAAAGCCAAUGCUCCUUACCUGCAGACUUUAGUUGGAUAUGAAGAGUACAUUACUAUGGGCAUUGAUCCUAAGAAGCUUGUAAUGGGCGUCCCCUGGUAUGGGUAUGACUAUGUCUGCCAAAACCUAUCUAAGGAUCAUAUUUGUUCCCUUUCCAAAGUACCUUUCCGUGGGGCUCCUUGCAGUGAUGCUGCAGGGCGUCAGGUGCCCUACAGAGCAAUAAUGAAGCAGGUGAACAGUUCUCUUUCAGGGGUGCUGUGGGAUGAGGUACAGAAAUCUCCAUUUUAUGAGUACAAGGAUUCUUUUGGUCACUUCCACCAAGUAUGGUAUGAUGACCCUCGCAGCAUCUCUCUAAAAGCAGCAUAUGUGAAGAAUCGAGGUUUAAGGGGCAUUGGCAUGUGGAAUGGAAAUAGUCUUGACUAUUCCAGGGAAGCUGUAGCAGAACAACAAACUGAAGCAAUGUGGCAAGCCCUGACACCGUAAGAACUAUGUGAACCCUUGAUUUAGAAUGAUGAAAAUUGGUAUUUUUUUAUUAUGGCUUAUACUGUCAAAGAUUUUGACUUUACAUAAAUAUACCAUGAUUACAAAAACUUUGAGAACUAGCCAAAUUCAUCUUGUUAUUUUGUAUGUAAAGCCAUAUUUUCAUUCUUCAAAAAGUUCCAAUGUUGUGUUAGCAGCGUUUUUUCUAAAAGACUGCUCAUCUUUUUCAUUUUUCACAACUACCAUAAGUUGGUUAAAGCUUGAACCCAGUGUGUAUCUGGUAACAAGUAAGACCAAGUGGAUUCACAGGAGCAAUCUAAUGGUCCUCUGCUAAGGCUGCCUGGUGGGGUCACAUGGUGCAGUCUCAGCUUUCUGACUUCCCACCCCAACCUGUAUUUUAGCUAAAUCACUUUGAGUCAGGUUAAACACAGAACACUGGAGAGACAGACUGUUGCUUACAUGCAACUUGGUGAAACUGGUGCUUGUACUUGGUUACUCUUCUAGAGAUUAAAAUAUUUUAUAGACUGAAGAAAUUAUGUAACAUGAAGUAGUUGCCAUUAAGAGUUUUAUCAGACUUGUUGUUAGAAAGGAAUAUUCAAUAAACUCUGGUUUCACCACAUUUAUGUAUCACAUAAAUUCCUUAGCUUCAAAAGCCAAAAAUCUUGGACCUUAUCUUGAAGAGGGAACAUUAAUAUGGAGAGGACUUGGAUGAUGUUUUCUUCCAUUUCAAACUUCUUUACUUCCUGAAAACUAGAACUCAGAAGCUUAUUUAAUGAACGGCAUACGUAUUUUUCCACACACUUUAAGAUUAAUUCAGUAGCCUGUUGUUUAUGUGGUGUCGCCUCUGAGAUAACAAUGUGGUUACAUUUUAUUUCUAGUUCAUAUUUUUCAUAAAAUAAUUUGCCUAGAGAAAUUGUGUAACUUUGUAAAAUAUCUGUAGUCAUGGAAAGAUUGACUGGUGUUUACAGUAUUUCUUUUGGUUAAACAAAAUGCUGUCUUCACUAAGGUUGGUAAACAGUGGUGUCUGUUUAUGCUUUACUUGUUCCACAGCUUACAGCCCACACUGCUUCUCUGCUUCUCAGAACUCUUUCACAACCAGACUAAAGUGCAACUGUGCCCUGCUUAAGUGACUCCAUUAAUUAAAC